UGCGACGAGCAUCGCUGGCAGACGGUCGUGUGGCCUACUAACCGCCACUGUGUAGGACGGAGCGUCAUUCACUUUUUCUGGAGUCAGAGCCAAGAUGAGCUCUGCUGGCGCCGUUCUGUGCUACUGGUCACUGCUCCUCGCCCUCCUGGUCAGCGAGCACCCGACGACCGCUGAUGGGGACAAGGGUCCGAAGCCUUGCUCAAGCCCUAAUCAUGUCUGCACCACACUGAUGCGUUAUCCUGACGGUUACACUGCUGACGAAGGCCCCAACUGUUUUUGCGGCGAAACGACGGCAUGCAGCAGCGAAUGGGAAGAAAACAGCGACAAUACUCUUACCUGGCAGCACUAUGAGAGAGGGCACUGGAGAGUACAAUACAAGUUCUGCAAGCCAGUCUUUGCUGAGAUGAGGCAGUGUGAGCCGGAUGAGCGAGCCGUCACCAUUAAUACAGAGGUCAAGACGUGGAAGCCGUACAUUGACCAGGCGCGCUGUCGGUGUCCACACAGUACGGGUACCAGCACCUUGUAUCAGCUCAGUGGGUGGAAGCGAGAAGGUGCUCAGUGGAAAUAUCACUACAACUGUCACAAGGUGGAAUGUAAAUAUUAUCCCUUGGGCACCGAACUAAACAAGCGAGGAUCAGAAUGUGCGAAAGUGUACAUAGACCAAUACAAAACCAGUGACAAGGUACAGGAAGUAAUAUUCCUAUGCGCAUGCCCGGAGGGUCAGAUGUGUCCAGCGCGCCUACGCAAAGACAACAAAGACGAAGUGGACUUGAAGGAAGAUGACCAUGGUAUAUUUGUGAUGAAAUACUGCGAAAGCAAUCACCAAACGGAAAACAACAAGUAAAGGAUAACGAAAAAGCAAUGAUGCCACAGGAUAAUCAACAGAUUUUCACUGUAGGAGGGGUAGCGAAGGAAGUCAGACUGGCAAAGACAAAGAUAAAAGAUGUAACAUUAAGUGGCACGACUCAGCAACAUGACAUAUUACCACAAAACAACACACAUUAAGAUCCAGACACGGUGUUUGUGCUACCAGCCGUAACAUGACCAGUGAUCAUGAGAGCACAGCGCGUAUGAACACCUCUCACUCUUGUUGUGUAUUGUAGUCGAGCGUGAACUUCAAGUCCUUGAUUUUACCCUUAAAACCAAAUGUAAUAAUGUAGGUAAUGUGGUUUAGUUAAAGAUUAUUCUCAGUGAUAAAGUGUCUCAUUAUUACAACGAAGAAAUGUUGCUUUGUGGUGAACUUCCUAUUUGUAUACCUUCACUAUUUGCCAAACGUUGUCAUCACAAUACUUUCCCACACUCAGAUCCCUGCCUGUGGUCACACCCCACUGAUCUCAUCUCCUAGGUUACGACUCACUUAUCCCUUUCUCGCGAUUAAUUCGCACUUUAUGUGGAAUCGACAAUGUCAUCUUUGUAAAUAUCUGUCUACAUUGCUAUUUCCUUCGACUUAUCUUUUAAGUAAUAGGGAACAUCAAUUUAUCCAAUCGGAUGAUGUAUAUUCAGCAUUCCAUAAACACUUUAUGCACGUGCGCAUAAAGAUAUCUUACUUCUUAUGAGUUAAAUAAAACCAAGAAAAUAUAUUUGCAGUCAAUGUUACAAUGCAGUCUCUGAGAUAAUGACUGUGAUUCUUUGUUUUAAAUUCUUCCUAUGAGAGUACAAAUAAUAAAACAUUCGUGGACUUUAUGUCUUGCAACAGAGGAAAAGGUAAAAAAAAAAAUUAUCAAAAAAGACAAGAAAUGUGAAAAUAAAUACAGAGUUGUUGUUUUUUUUUCUUUAGCUUUUUUGCACGUGCUCGGAAAUGGAGCAUGAACGCAAAGCCCGACGAGUACAUAUAUACAAAGUAUUCUGUACGAUAUACAAAAAACACAAGAUUUUGUAGUGAGCAUACAAAACACAUUGCACCUCUAUUUUCACAGUGGCAUAAAUAAAACUCAAUUGCUCAUCCAUAUGAGACAUUAAACUAAAAAUUUUAAGGAACGAAACCUGCAGUUGACGUUGGUCGGUGACAGUCUUGCCACUAUCUCAAAGCAAUUCUGGGUGGUCUGACCUACACACUGAUACAGAGAAAUUAAAAAAUUGCCCUAAUAAUGGUGAUCAUUAACAACAACUGAGGAAAGCAGCACUGACUAUGACUUAUUUAGGUUACGCUUGGCAAUCAAUGGGUCCUCAGGAAAGACUUGACAGAGAAUUAAUCAUAGUAGACAAAAAAAAAAAAUCCUCAUACAAAACACCCCCCAAAAAGUUCGAAAGCAAUAGAUCUAAAACAAACAGCGACGCAUAUAACAGAGACUUUGCUCGUAAGGUUGUCUAAGCCAGCGGAUCUCAAAGUAUUUUGGACAGCGAACCACUUUACUGAAGUAAAAAUGUGGCGGACCACCAAGGUCUAAAAUCACUCUGUACCGUGAAUUUCAAAGUUAAAUAAACCGCAUUUGUUUCAAAACUAAAUGUACUUUUGUGAGCCAUGAUAUAGCCUUAGUUGCUGGCAUGGCAUAAAAUACCAAAGAACAAACUUUUGUGACAGUAGUAUAGAAUAAAAUUACAUACUUCGUAAUACGUGUACACAUAAAAAAUAAGGAACUGCACUGGGCUACUAAGGGUAACAGGUGACGUGGUUACAUGACGCAAUGCUCGCGCUGUGACGUAAAGACUUGGUAAGGGAACGUUUGGUGCGAACGAGCAAUUAUAACUCGUGUGAAGUAAAUACUGGACUAAUUAGCGUAUAUCUGACGAUUUAAACAUCACUUUGCUGUCAUACGACUAAAUCAGCCGCGGACCACCUGACUUAUGCGUGCGGCCCACAAGUAAGCAAAAAAAGAAAAAAAGUCAAAAUACAAGUUUAAAUAGGAAUCCCGUUUAUUUGCCAUUCUGAGAUACGUUUUCUGCAUGUGUAUUGCCAAUUAAGCGGCCAUUUUUGUUUAAUAAGAUGGCGGCAAAACUUUUUCGCAUGGUUCUACUUAAAAUAGGCAGCUCAGCUUGCGUAUAUAUCUUGUUCGAACAACGUAUGGCUCUUUUAGAAAUGGCAGGGGCGAAACGACCAGCCCCUCUUGAGAAGCCAGUUGUUUGUCAUGUGCUGUGAUUCUACUUGUCCAACAAGAAAUACCAAUAUAUGUCUGUGUCCAGCGGAUAUAUAUAUUGAAUAUCAUAACAUGAUAGCUUAACGGAUUUCCGAAAAUUUACAUCUUUAUGAAGGUAACAAACUGGAAAUAUUUAAGACUAAUAAUUCCUGGGUAUUGUAAACGCGCGUGUUUUCCCAUUCAGUAGAUCUAGCAGCUAAAGCACGAAGACGAAUAAUUAGCAUCUUAAAAUUUCUUUGGAAGUAAGGAGACACUUCUAAAUUAUUACAUAAUGUGGCCUUUUUAUGAUGCAUUAAAAAUUCUAGAUCAUUGUCAUGUACGUGUUAACUUAAAUGGGGAGGUAACAAUCGCUCCAAUUAGCGUCUAGGGUGGCUUGUCGACAAGCCCGAGGCCCCUCAUUCAAGAAGAGGGGGCUGGGCGUACGUGCCCGCGUAUGCGGAAGGAACUCAGAGAUGUUGUAAGUGGGAGACAGCCCUAAGUGGUUACAGCAUGGACGUGUAUUCUUCACAUCUGCCAUGGCAGAUCACUUCUCGGCACGACGUAAGAGUGGACGGAGCAACUGAUCAGCAGUUGACGGACAUGCAGGGCCAUACUUUUGAGGGAAAGUCAUCAGAGUGCGUGACUGUCGCCAGGCGUAUUGGUCUCCACCAAACCAUCAUCGCUGACCCACAAAUACGAGAACAGCUUAAUGGUUGUUAAUAUAUUUGCACUCGUUGUGGGUGUGAGCUUGGCUGAAUAAAGAAAUAUUGUCAUUGUCAUAUAUUUCUUAAUUGUCUGUUGAUUCAAUAUCCCUUUGUUAAUUACUUUCUAGCUGACUCUUAGUGGUUACUGUAUCUCUGUGUCUUCACUUUAUCUUCAGCAUUAGAAAUCUUUUUGUUUCUUCAUGUACUACACAAUAACGUAGUUCUUGUAUCAUGCACUUAGUGCAUGCUCUAACAUUAGCAUCUGAGCUAUAUAAAUUGCACACUUUUUACUAUGAAUAAAAAGUUCACAUUAGGCAAAAUUCUUUAUUCUGAUAUUUACAUGACUAUACAAGUAUAACUAAAAAUCCAUCAUUUUUCAUCUCCGGGCAUGCUACAAGUGUACAACACCUUGUAUUGUUAACAUCACAAUCUCUCUUGUGGCUGAAACUUACUGAGCCUUUUGGACAUGAGCCCCUUUAAUACUAAUGCUUUUUAUACUGUAGAGGGUACACUGUGAAAUAAAGUGGGAUGAUUUGUGGUUGUUAAACUAUGUGCAUGCACAAUAAAGCACUAAACAUCACUUGACCAUAAUUGUGAAAAAAAUGGGAGAGAAUGAAACAAUUCAAGAGGUUUAAAAAGUUACGUCAGAUAUGUACUAACCUUUACAUGUAUGUGUGUAUAUAUAUAUGUGGCAGCCAAAGCAAAUUUGCCUAUGAUAAUACAUGGAAAUUAAAAGCCCCAGCCAUUGAUGUUUACCUAUCUUCAUACAGUCAAAAAACUUUUUUCAUAGAUUUUAUAUGCCUUAUGGGCAUAAUCUUUAACAUCCAUUGCACUUACAGUUCACUGCCCUACCAGACAAAACUUCCAUGAAAAAGCACUCAAAACACUUCUUUGGUUGAGAUACAGUGAUGUUCACAUAAUCAGAAAACUUUUGGUUCAAGUGUUGCUCUUAAGCUCACUUGAUUCAUGGUGCAAGAUUGUCUGCCAAGAUGGUGGACUCUAAGCAACUAUGAUUAAAACUGUAUAUAGGCCAUCAAUAGUACAAUGCACUCUGUUUCAUCUCCUACUAAACAAGCUUUUCCAUGCUCACUAGUUUUGCUUGUACACGAAGCUGGUCCAGAAAAUGGAAUGAUCAUACUCUUGGCAAUAGAAAUCCAACUAUCUUGCACUCCCAGUCAACAGUCAUCACACUGCCUUAUGCUUCUGAUGACAACACACUUAAACAGAUAGUAUCUCCAGUUGUUUUUACAUUGUGCUGCAGUUUAUUUGUACACAGUGCUGCAGUUAAACAACUGACUGAGCACAUUCAUUAAAGCAGGUGCAGUUGUGCUCUUUUGGUUUCUACAGAAAUGUAGUAAAUCUGGUAAGAUUGAGGGACGUUAAUGACAGAAGAGACUGAGCUUAAAAAAACCUGUUAUUGUAGUUGUGUUUAAUAAAGUGGCAAGUGCAGUUUACUUUGUGUGAGUGAGUGCAUGUGUGUGUUUUUUACAAGAACAAAGGCACAUAGUCUUUGGCAGCUGAGCCAGAGAAGUGCCAUUUAGCCCUGCUUUUGCAAGAAGGGACCAAAUCAUGCAUCCUUACAGCCACAAAGGUUACCAUCUUCAGUGUGCAAACAUGAAAUGGCUCUCUCUCUCUCAAAAAAAGCUCUCUUGAUAAACCUCUUCACGCAGCAUACCUACUGAUUGGACGCCAAAUACUCCUAGCCUGAGAACUAAACAAGGAAAAGGCCCUGUGAUUGUUUAAAAAGUGAAAUGAAAAUGCUUUAAUUCACAAUAUGAAAACAUGCAUAGCAUGCUUAUAAAUGGACUGCACUGAACUGACUGCUCAGAGUACUUGAACCUAGGAACAACUCGUGCAGCAUGAACAGCAACCUGUACACACAAAUUUCCUUAUACAAUGUGUAGACAAUGACUGCUGUCACAGUAGUAAAGCAUGGUCUAUAAAUUAUUCAGUUCUACACUCAAAAAGAAAAAAAACCCCACUAACAUAUACCUAACCUCGGAUGAAACAAGACCAACAUGAACUAUACAUAAAAAAGAUACAAUAUUAAAAAGUUUUUUAAAACUCUGUAUGCAUACAUUGAAAUCUGAUAUUUUUAAAUUAAAAUUACUUAAUUCAAAGUAUAAUUGCCAACACCAAAAAUAGAGUGAUCAAGAUACUUUAUAAAGGCAUGUUGACCAUGGGGGUAUGUGACCAAACAGGAAAUUUAAGAAAUUUGUACCUUUAUACCACUUUCUACAGAUUAUUUUAGCAGCAAAAGAAUUUUUAGAUCAAAUAGGAUCACCAUGCCAUAAAACUACCAAGCAUUCAUAGUAAACCAGUAAACCAAACUGUCUGGUGCUGAUGAUGGUGCCAAAGAUCUGUUACCAUAAACAAGAUUCUACUUUGCCCAACAAAUUAUGAGAGAGUAAACUAAUUCAAAAUCCCUAGAUACAUGCAUGCCACCAAAUAACAUAUUUUGAGGUGCUACUAUUUAUAAUGCGGAGUUUCCAUUCAUUUUUAAAACAACAAUUCAUUCCACGCAGACAUCUUUCGCUAUUUUGCACCUGCCUAUGAGAAAGUACUAAAUCAGUUUUAUCUUUAAAUGGCUAUUAAUGUGUGUGAACUAGAGCUGUAAAAUAAAUUUUAAAUAAGUGAAAACAAGAUAUCUUUUUUCUUUUAGAAUUUAGAAAAGUAUUUGAAGAACAGGAAGAUUACAAUAAAACUGAAUAGCUAUGCAUAUCUAAACUGCAAAACUAACAAACCUGUUUUUAAACUGAUUAAUUUACAAAGUGGGCCUAACCCUAAACGGAGAAAAGCAAAACCAUUAAAAUGUAACACAUUGCAACCAAUUAAGGUAUUUACUUCAUAAAAAUGACCACUGAAACUGACAAUCAGCUGAAAGAAACAAAGGUCUCAUAAUGGCCACAGGGGAAAGCUU
Pomacea canaliculata is the source of this 6677-nucleotide messenger RNA. RefSeq lists its product as uncharacterized. Lineage: Eukaryota; Metazoa; Mollusca; Gastropoda; Architaenioglossa; Ampullariidae. The coding region runs from base 95 to 844 and encodes 249 amino acids. The transcript is spliced from 4 exons. The record is from RefSeq and is a predicted model, not a curated record.